AUGGGGAAAGGAGGAAACUACGUGACUGUGGCGGCUUCGGAGGUGGAAGAGCUACGUCGGAAGAACGGAGAGAUGGAGAAAGCGGUGGAGGAGAUGAGGAAAGAGAUGUUGCAGCUGUGGCGGCGGACUCAGGUGGCCGAGGAGGCAGAGGAGCGUCUCUGCUCUCAGCUCGCCGAGCUCGAGGCCGAAUCUCUAGACCAGGCGCGUGACUACCACUCUCGCAUCGUCUUCCUCAUGAACGAGCUCUCUCGUCUCUCUUCUUCCUCCUCCUCCGAUGUGGCCUCGCCGUAG
Microthlaspi erraticum is the source of this 291-nucleotide messenger RNA. The record is from the annotation of a GenBank genome assembly. Lineage: Eukaryota; Viridiplantae; Streptophyta; Magnoliopsida; Brassicales; Brassicaceae.